UUCUGUUUGGUCUUCUCCUGGGCCAGUUUAAGUGUUAAAAGUGUCAUUAUUUAGCAGCAGAGGCCGAGAGAAGAGCGCAAACAAGAGUCUGUGACCUUCUAUCGAGAGCCUCGGUUCUUCAGAAGCUCAUUUGGGGGCCUCUGGGGUGCGGAGGACAACGCGUCAAUUGGCGGAGCCCUCCAGCUUUCCUCUAUAAGGCCAUACUGAGAGGAGAAAUACGGUCGAUUUAAAAGCAGAGGUGGCGUGAAAGAUGUGGCGCUGUGAAGAGGUGUGGGUGACUUAUUAAAACCGCAGGGGGAAAAAGGCGCUUGGACUUCAGCCAAAGAGGAUCUAAUCCCGUGGAGAAACGUUGGAGGCACUUGUCGUGGUUUGGUGAUCGCCUGGAGUCUGAUUAUUAUUAUUAUUUUUUCCCUUUCGCCCUGCCAGCUGCAGGCAGACUCGAUCAUGGACAUUCACGACUCCGUGUUCAUAAACUUUGUCAGUGACAUCAGCCUGAUCGGGUUCACGCAGAAGUGCGCUUUAGGGUCCGAGGAGGCGGACGUCUCGCCGCGGCCGAGCGGCUCCUCCCGCGGCAUGUCUCCGCCCGGCGAAGGGCGCGCGGGGCGUCCGGCGAGCUCUUCGCCGCGGUGCUGCAGCCGCGGGCCGUUUGGGCACGGCAGGUCCAAACGGCGGAGGAUCAUCACCGGAGUGCAGCGGCAGGCGGCCAACGUGCGGGAGAGAAAGCGGAUGUUCAGCCUGAACGAGGCGUUUGAUGCGCUGAGGAGGAAAGUUCCCACCUUCGCCUACGAGAAGAGGCUGUCUCGGAUCGAAACGCUGCGCCUGGCCAUCGUCUACAUCUCCUUCAUGAUGGACCUGCUGGAGAACACCUGA
Messenger RNA from Poeciliopsis prolifica (blackstripe livebearer), 870 nucleotides. RefSeq names its product fer3-like protein (gene ferd3l). The record is from RefSeq and is a predicted model, not a curated record. Gene Ontology annotation, biological process: regulation of transcription by RNA polymerase II; developmental process. Bases 445 to 870 code for a protein of 141 amino acids. Lineage: Eukaryota; Metazoa; Chordata; Actinopteri; Cyprinodontiformes; Poeciliidae. The transcript has a single exon. Gene Ontology annotation, molecular function: DNA-binding transcription factor activity, RNA polymerase II-specific; RNA polymerase II transcription regulatory region sequence-specific DNA binding; protein dimerization activity.